AUGCUGAAAGUGAGGAGCCUGAGACUUCGGCUGCAGUACUCCAGUAGCCUCCAGUACUACAGAAACUCAGCUGGCAGUCAUUACUACUGCAUAGUUGAGCUGUAUGUCUACAAUGGAAAAAGGCUGACUGGUUGUCGCUACUGUCAGGUGUACCUGAGGAACACAAGCAAGGUCUUCAACCUCUGCAGACACAGUUUAGUCAGUUCAGCAGCUCACCUGUUCAGGGCGUCGGCCCUCCUCCUGCGGCAGAGACGCUCCCACAAACGCGGCAAACGCGGUGGUCAUCUGGUGAGGCUUAAGACAUCCCUGGCUCGCUUCUCCUCGCUUUUCCAACUGGGAUCUGGAUCCUACGCGAUGCCCUGGCGUUCCCUGGAUCCUCCUGAUGUCUGCCUUGUACCUGUCACUGGCUUUGUGGGCCAACCCCGCCGCUCCUCUUCUCCUCGACUCCGUCGGCGCGGGGUGAAUCCCGGGAAUCUGAGGAUUUGCCGUGCAGCUGAUCACGCUGUGGUAGCCCGCCUGGCUAGGUUGGCUAACCCCGUCACCACACUCCACCUCGGUCUGCUCAACAUCCGUUCUCUUACAAACAAGGGGGAUCUCAUCCAGGAUCUCAUCUCGGACUAUUUCACUCUUCCAUCCCCAUCUGAUGUUUCUGAACUGAUUCUGAAAUCCAAACCUUCCACCUGCCUGCUCGACCCUCUCCCUACAGUCCUAGUCAAAGCUUGUCUCCCUUCAUUGGUUCCUCACAUUACUGCCAUCAUUCAUUCCUCCCUCACCACCAGAUAUGUUCCACUAGCCUUCAAGACUGCUGCUGUCACUCCGAUCAUCAAAAAACCUGGUGCUGAUCCAUCUGACUUCAAUAACCUUCGUCCCAUUUCCAAUCUUCCCUUUCUCUCCAAAAUUCUGGAAAAGGUUGUCGCCUCUCAGCUCCACAAACACCUCACUAACAAUAACCUUUAUGAACAAUUCCAGUCUGGCUUCCGUCCUUUACACAGCACAGAAUCUGCUCUGCUAAAAAUCACCAACGACAAGCUGAUGGCAGCUGACUCCGGUCUUCUCACAAUCCUCAUCCUCUUAGAUCUCAGUGCAGCAUUUGACACCAUCUCACACAACAUUCUCCUCAAUAGACUGGCAGCCCUUGGUGUUUCUCAUACUCCUCUCACUUGGUUCUCCUCCUAUCUCUCUAACCGCACACAGUUUAUUCAACUCAAGACCCACACUUCAGAGUCACUCCCUGUCUCGGCCGGUGUACCCCAGGGAUCAGUCCUGGGCCCUCUUCUGUUCAUCACAUAUCUUCUCCCCCUUGGCUACAUUUUCCGUAAACAUAAUAUCAACUUCCACUCCUACGCAGACGACACCCAGCUCUACAUCUCCUCCAAACCACACUCCUCUCUUCCUCCUUCCUCUCUCUCCGACUGCCUCCAGGAAAUUAAAGCAUGGUUCUCCUCCAAUUUUCUCAAACUCAACAGCAGUAAAACUGAAGUUCUACUUGUUGGCACGCCCUCCACUCUAACCAAAUCUCACAGUUUCUCCAUCAACAUUGACAGUUCUACCAUUUUCCCCUCCCCUCAGGUCAAGAGUCUCGGCGUCAUUCUCGACAGCACCCUAUCAUUUCAAGCCCACAUCAAUAGCAUUACUCGGUCUGCCUACUUCCACCUUCGUAAUAUCAAUCGUCUACGCUCUUCACUCACUCCACAUGCUGCUGCAAUCCUUAUCCAUAGUCUUGUCACAUCCCGCAUCGACUACUGUAACUCACUCCUCUUCGGUCUUCCCAAUAAAUCACUCCAGAAACCUCAGCUUCUCCAGAACUCUGCUGCUCGUAUCCUGACUCGCACCUCUUCCUUUCAACAUAUUUCCCCUGUCCUUCAACAACUUCACUGGCUCCCAAUAAAAUACAGAAUUAAUUAUAAGUUACUGGUCCUCACUUUCAAAGGUAUUCACCAUCUGGCCCCUCCUUAUCUGUCUGAUCUCCUCCAUAUUGCCACUCCCUCCCGUGCUCUCAGGUCAUCCUCCUCCAUUCACCUUACUGUUCCCUCUGCCCGUCUCUCUACCAUGGGGAGCAGAGCUGCUCCCCAGCUCUGGAACUCACUUCCAUCCGAGAUUAGGAACAUCAACUCCCUUCCAUCAUUCACAUCUGCACUCAAAACCCACCUGUUUAAACUAGUUAGAACAGGCAUCACUGGCUCAGCUCUGCAGUGGUCCAGGUCCUCGCUCUCUGAUCUGAGUUUGUGUGUCAUGAUGGAUGCUCAAGCUCAGCAGUACUGUUUUAUGUGCAUUGAUCUACAGUAUGGUCCCACUUAA
Messenger RNA from Melanotaenia boesemani (Boeseman's rainbowfish), 2298 nucleotides. RefSeq lists its product as uncharacterized. NCBI's taxonomy places the organism in Eukaryota, Metazoa, Chordata, Actinopteri, Atheriniformes, Melanotaeniidae. The record is from RefSeq and is a predicted model, not a curated record.